Molecule: messenger RNA, 3477 nt
Organism: Jaculus jaculus (lesser Egyptian jerboa)
Lineage: Eukaryota; Metazoa; Chordata; Mammalia; Rodentia; Dipodidae
Gene: Smyd4
Product: SET and MYND domain containing 4
Exons: 11
Coding region: 263-2671 (802 amino acids)
Molecular function (GO): protein binding
Source: RefSeq, a predicted model, not a curated record
CCGUGCGCCCGUGCGGCUGGGGCUGCCGCGGCCGAGUUCCGGGAGCCCUCCCUGCCAGCUGUCGGAAGCUAGCCCACCUUUGGCAGAGGACGGAAUGGAGACUCCGGUUUCCGUCGGAGCCGGUCCCUGAUAACUCUGCUGCUGUUGUAUACAGUCAGAGCAGCGACCUGGUUCCUUCAUCAACGCAGGGCGUGCCCCUACCCCCCGCCUGUGCCAGGCCUUGAACUUGGCACUGUGAGGUCUUUGGAAGAUCUAGGGUAUCAUGGAUCUGCCUUCGGAUGAAUGGAAAUACUAUGUACUUCACAAAUGGUCUUUACUCCCCAAGACUACUCAGGUCACAAUUUCUACCGCAGAAACUUUGAGUGAUAUCUUUCUUCACACUUCUUCCCUUCUUCAACCCAAGGAUGAGAUGGUUUUAAAAAGACUUUCUGGAAGUUACUUGGUCAAAAAGGACUACGAUGCUCCCCUUUUCUACAGAGAAGAAGGAAACAGAAAGUUCCAGGAGAAGGAGUACACGGACGCCGCAGUGCUGUACUCUAAGGGAGUUUCACAUUCAAGGCCUAACACUGAGGAUAUUUCACUGUGCUAUGCCAAUCGCUCUGCAGCCCUCUUCCAUCUGGGUCAGUAUGAGAUAUGUCUUAAAGACAUCACCAGAGCGCAGAUGCAUGGGUAUCCAGAAAGACUGCAGCCUAAAAUGAUGUUGCGUAAAGCAGAAUGCCUGUUCAGCCUGGGGAGACUACAGGAAGCAAAUCAGACCAUCAGUGACCUUGAAAAUAACCUCGCUGCCACACCAGCCCCGGCAGCUGCCUCCUGUCAUAUUCUGCAGAAAACCCUCCGUCAUCUGAAAAUGCAGGUACAAGACAAGGAGAAGCUCCCAGAACCCUUCCCGGCAGCUCUCACCGAAGCCUUUGAGGAGAUGGACCUAGGGGAAGAGAGCAAACAAGUCUCCAAUGCCGCACCUUCUGUCAGCUUGUGCACAGACCCUCUAAAGGGUCGCUGUCUGGUGGCCACAAAAGAUAUUCUCCCAGGAGAACUCCUGGUGAAGGAAAAUGCUUUUGUCAGUGUCCUCGACCCAGGAGAAAUGCCACCACUGCAUCACAGCCUAGAAAGCAAGUGGGAUACCAGAGUUACCACUGGGGACCUCCACUGCCACCGGUGUCUGAAGCACACUUUGGCCACAGUGCCCUGCAGCGGAUGCAGCUACGCAAAGUAUUGCAGCCAGGAGUGUAUGCAGCAGGCCUGGGAGGGCUACCACGGCACAGAGUGCUCUCUGGGGGGGCUGCUGCUCACGCUCGGUGUCUUUUGCCAUGUUGCCCUGAGAUUGACUCUUUUGGCUAGAUUUGAGGAUGUUCACAAAAUCGUAAGGAGGCUGCGUGAUGAGAUUGGUAACAAGGACUUCUUACCUGAAAACAAGAACCUGGUCAAGACAUCUAAUUACAGCCAGGGGGAAAGUGAGGAGAGUGGCAAAAGCGAUGAGAUCCUAAUUCCCGGAUGUGAUGUUAAUGGGAAAUACGAAAGUAAUUACAAUGCUGUUUUCAACCUUUUGCCCCACACUGAGAAUCAUAGGCCAGAGCACAAAUUCCUGUGUGCACUCAGUGUCUUUGCCCUGUGCAAGCAGCUCGACACAGGUAGCCCUCGGGUGCUCAGCACGGGCUUGACACCCCCCAAGCUGAAAGGAGCAGCGACCCCCGGGUUGUGUGCAGAUUUGACAGUCUGGGGAGUGGCCAUGCUGCGACACAUGCUGCAGCUCCAGUGCAAUGCUCAGGCGAUAACGUCCAUGCAGCACACAGGGUCUAAAGAGAGCAUCAUUACGAACAGCAGGCAGGUGCGCCUUGCCACAGGCAUCUUCCCCGUUGUCAGCCUCCUGAACCACUCCUGCAGCCCCAACACCAGUGUGUCCUUCACCAGCACUGCCGCCACCGUCCGGGCAACACAGCAGAUUAGAAGAGGGCAAGAGAUUCUCCACUGCUACGGACCCCAGGAGAGCCGGAUGGGUGUUGCAGAAAGGAGGCAGAAGCUGAGGUCUCAGUACUUCUUUGACUGCAGCUGUGUGGCCUGUCACUCUCAGGAGCUCAGAGCAGCUGCAGAGCCCAAGUGGAAUGCCUUCCGCUGUAACAAGUGCAGAACACUCAUGCAGGGAGAUGAUGUGCUGAGCUGUGGCAACAGAUCCUGUAUGAAGUUCUUCCACAGGGACCAGCUAGUCUCUCACCUACAGGACCUUCAGCAGCAGGUUGCCUUAGCCCAGAAGCUUCUCAGAAAUGGUAACCUAGUCAUAGAACAAGCCAUUCUACAGUUGUUGGGGUGCCGUCAAGAUGCUGAGAGCUUCCUGUCUGCCGAGCACACCAUGGUGGGGGCAAUAGAAGAUGAUUUGGCCCAAGCCUAUGCUGCCUUAGGAGACUGGCAAAGGUCUGCCACCCAUCUGCAGAAUAGUCUCCAAGUGGUUGAGGCCCGCUAUGGGCCAUCCAGUAUUGAAAUGGGCCAUGAGCUCUUCAAACUGGCCCAAAUCUUAUUCAAUGGGUUUGCAGUACCUGAGGCUCUGAGCACCAUAGAGAAGGCAGAAACGGUCCUCUUGGUACACUGUGGUCCUCAGAGCGACGAGAUCCAGGAGCUCCAGGAGAUGAAAUCCUGUUUAUUGGACUUGCCACCCAUUCCUGUGGGGCCUUUGGUAUAGCCUAUAUGAUGAUCUGUCAUCACAAAGGGCAAGACUGACCCACAGACCCGAACUUAGUGUGUGACAGCAAGAAGGACUCCAAACCAUGACUACUGGAGAGACACGCACCUGUUCUGAUGGAUGUUGCUUGAAGUAGUUAGCAGUCCUCUAAUAAAAACUCCAGUCCUCAGGGAAGACUGGCAACUAGUACCUGAAGGCUGUUCUCCAGGUGGCUGCAUGCUAGCCUGGGGUUUAGGCUAGAUUCCUUUUUUGUUUUUUGAGGCAGGGUUUCACUCUAGUCCAGGCUGACCUGGAAUUCACUCUGUAGUCUCAGGGUGGCCUCAAACUUAUGACGAUCCUCCUACCUCUGAUUCCAGAGUGCUGGAAUUAAAGGCGUGCGCCACACCAUGCCUGGCUCUAGAUUCCAUUUCACUAAAUGAUGAGAGUCUAUUUUCCAUGGAACAUUUCCUAUGGUUUCUAGUAGUAAUGAAGUGCUAUGUACCACUCCAAUGGGAACUUAAACUCCUAGUAGUUGUAGUAUUGUAUUUGGAAAAUAAUUAUGCUACUAGAAAUCACUAUGGCUUUUACCCCAAGAGACACACAUUCCACUUAGAGUACCCUGCUUCCUCAAAUCCCUCACUAAAACUGGGGGAGCAGAACUUGACAGCACACCAAGAAAUGCGGGGCCGCUUUAUUGCUGGGCAGUUUGUUCCUGGGAUGGCAACUCGGUAUGUUUCCUUUCAGCUUCCACUCCUUAUUCUCUGGUUUCCAUUAACUCAUCUUGUCAGAUUCGUGGUGUAAACACUAAUAAAAUCAUGACUGUAUAA